Messenger RNA from Medicago truncatula (barrel medic), 1057 nucleotides. RefSeq names its product zinc finger protein 1. The record is from RefSeq and is a predicted model, not a curated record. NCBI's taxonomy places the organism in Eukaryota, Viridiplantae, Streptophyta, Magnoliopsida, Fabales, Fabaceae. Bases 220 to 894 code for a protein of 224 amino acids. The transcript has a single exon. Gene Ontology annotation, biological process: negative regulation of abscisic acid-activated signaling pathway.
UCUCACUCUCACUCUCACACUCACAAAAAUGGAUGUCUUAAUUUUUAGGUCUCUCUAUAUUAAGACCUUGUAACUGUAAAAUAGUGCUAUCUAUUGCUAUACAUAGCACAAAGCCUUUAUAGUUGUUACAACAUUUACAACAAACUUCAUCUUUCUUGCAGUUAAACCAAACUUAGAUAACCAAUACUAAGGUUAUACUUGCAUUAUAUUUCUUUGCACAUGAAUCUUCAAUGCCUAAAACCUUCUAUGGAUAGAAAACACAAAAAUGAUUCAUCUCCUCAACUUGUACUUGAUCUAAGUCUCUCUAGCAAGGAUCCAUGUGGUGAUUCAAAGUCAGAACUCAACCUCCUUAAUUGUUUCCAUGCAAAUUUAUCGGAAAGCUCCUCCGAAUCUAGUCAUGAGAAUGAACUUGAUCCGAGAGUUUUUUCAUGCAACUACUGCCAAAGAAAGUUUUAUAGUUCUCAAGCACUUGGAGGACACCAAAAUGCACACAAGCGCGAAAGAACUUUGGCGAGAAGAGGCUAUACAACUAGCAUGGCUUCUUCUCUACCUUCUUAUGGCUUGUGUAACAAAUCACUUGGCAUUCAAGUGCAUUCUAUGAUUAACAAACCUUCUUAUCAAACACCCCUUUUUGGAUUUUGUUCAAAUGGACAAAAUGGAUGGAGAAGACAAAACUUUGAUUCACAACCAGCAAUUGGAAAGCUUCCAUUAGGAAAUUUUCAUGUGAGGGAUGAAGUUGAAUCAUCCUUUGGUGGUGGCAUUUCAAGGGUAGCCAUGUUUCCUAAAAGGCUUGCAAAUGAAGGACUUGGAGGUUACUUAUUCGAUAGUAACACUUCUCAUUUGCAGUCUAAACAAGAGAAGUUGCAAAAACUUGACUUAUCUCUUAAGCUCUAAGUAUAGCUUCCUUCGACCAACAUGUCAUUUGUUUGAAUCUGGCCGGAAGAAUUAUUGGUCAGACUUUACUUACUUUCUGAUUGAGCUCUGAAUUACCAGAGCCGGUUCCCGUAGGAACCAGAGGAUUAAUACCAAAAAAAUAACACGGUUUAUUUUCUCAUUA